ACCAACCCACAGCACCAGGUAUCCCGUCCCCACUUCCGCCGGAAGUGAGCCUGGCCGCGGGCGCCGCGAUGACGUCACGGACCGCCGGAAGUCUCCGGGUUACACCAGGAGGCUGUAUCUCUGUGCUAGUAGCGGAUGGCCCCACUUCUGGGGCUUCCUGGAGGAACUAUGUCUCCUGCUGUGUGUGCCACCUGUAGUGGCGCUCACACACCGCUGCCCAAGAGAAGCUCCUAGAAAGGAGCUGCUCAUUUCUCCAUCAAUCUUGGGAAGAGGAAUGCCACAGUUGUCAGCUGAAAAAAUAUCCAGUCAGGAGAAAGAUGUAGGCUGGAGACCUUAAAUUGCUUGAAGGAUGGACUUCCUCACUCUCUUUUUAAUCUACCUGGAUUUCAUGAUGAUCAGUGUUCUUAUGAUCUGGAUCUAUCCAAGAAGUCAUCAUUUGACAAGCCUGGUCCAGGGUGGAACACAGUUAUUUUCCUGUAUAAUUCCACAAUGCCUUCAAAGAGCCAUGCAAAGGUGGCUUCGUUACUUCUUCUACACACGCAACUACACCUUUGUUAUCCUGCAGCUGGUCUUGCAAGGGCUGGUUUAUAUCGAGUAUACCUGGGAGAUACUUGGUUACUGUCAAGAGCUGGAGUUCUCAUUGUGUUACCUUCUUCUACCCUAUCUGUUGCUGACCGUAAACCUGGUUUUCUUCGCCCUAACUUGUUUAACAAAUCCUGGCACUAUAACAAGAACAAAUGAAUUAUUACUUCUUCAAGUUUAUGAAUUUGAUGGCGUGAUGUUUCCAAAGAAUGCGAGGUGCUCUUCAUGUGGUUUAAAGAAACCAGCUCGAUCCAAGCACUGCAGUGUGUGUAACCGCUGUGUACACCGUUUUGACCAUCACUGUGUUUGGGUAAACAACUGCAUUGGGGCCUGGAACACCAGGUACUUCCUCAUCUACCUCCUGACACUGAGUGCAUCAGCGGCCACCAUGGCUAUCCUGAGCGCGACAUUUCUGGUCCGCUUGGUGAUGAUGUCAAAUCUGUACCAGGAAAUGUACCGCGAUGACUUUGGACAGUUCCAGGCUGUCAACACAAUUUUUCUUAUUCAGUACCUGUACCUGACCUUCCCAAGGAUUGUCUUCUUGCUGGGCUUUGUCGUGGUGCUGAGCUUCCUCCUUGGGGGCUACCUGUGCUUUGCUGUGUACCUGGCUGCAACCAAUCAGACCACGAACGAGUGGACCAGAGGAGACUGGGCCUGGUGUCAGCACUGCCCCCUGGUGGCCAGGCCCUCCUCAGCUGAAUCCCAAAGCAACCAGAACAUUUACUCCCAAGGACUUUGGAGAAACCUACAAGAGAUCUUUCUACCUGCAGGCCCAUCUUAUGAGAGAAAGAAGAAAUAAAUGUAAAGAGUGUUACUGACUUUCAAAUAUAGUAUACAUUUAUUUAUA
Cavia porcellus (domestic guinea pig) is the source of this 1429-nucleotide messenger RNA. It is a transcript of the gene Zdhhc4, whose product is annotated as zinc finger DHHC-type palmitoyltransferase 4. Gene Ontology annotation, molecular function: protein-cysteine S-palmitoyltransferase activity. The coding region runs from base 350 to 1381 and encodes 343 amino acids. Gene Ontology annotation, biological process: protein targeting to membrane; peptidyl-L-cysteine S-palmitoylation. Gene Ontology annotation, cellular component: Golgi apparatus; endoplasmic reticulum. NCBI's taxonomy places the organism in Eukaryota, Metazoa, Chordata, Mammalia, Rodentia, Caviidae. The record is from RefSeq and is a predicted model, not a curated record. The transcript is spliced from 8 exons.